AUUUGCAACAAGCAAGCAAGCAAGCAGCCACACGUACCGGCGUUGAUCACAUUAGCUUGCUUAGCAUCACCACCUGGUCUUAGAAUGGCGGCCUACUACAACGGCGGCAGGACCAUGCCCUACUCCAACACCGACGAGUGCUUCGACGGUGGCAGGACCAUGUACUCCAACACCACCGACGACUGCUACGACGCUGGCAAGCACGGCCACGGGCACGGGCACGGCCAUGGCCAUGGCGGGGCAAACAUGUACGCUAACACCACUGACGUGGAGUGCUUCCAGGACUCCGGCAGGCACGGCUACGGUGGUGGCGGCAGGACCAUGUACUCCAACACCGUCGACGAGGAGUGCUUCGACUCCGGCAGGCACGCGCAUGGGCACGGCCACGGCUACGGGCACAACGACGGUAGGGCCAUGUCCUACUCCACCACCACCGAGGAGUGCUUCGGCGGUGGUGAGCAGGGGCAGGGGUACUACAAGAAAGAGGUGAAGCAGCACAAGAACAGGGAGCGCGUCGGCGAGGUCGGCGCCCUCGCCGCCGGUGCCUUCGCCCUGUAUGAGGGGUACGAGGUGAAGAAGGACCCGGCACACGCGAGGAAGCACCAGAUCGAGGCCGGCGUGGCAGGCGCGGCGGCGCUCGGCGCCGGCGGCUACGCGUACCACGAGCACCGCGAGCAGAAGCAGGCCGCCUACGGCGGGCAGCAGGAGUACAGGAUGCCCGUCCACAACGGCUACUGCAACUAAGUGCACGCUACCAACGUCGAUCGAUCGUCGUAUAGACUCCAAUAAUAAAAUCGACGGAGCAUCAUGCAGGCAGGCAUGCUGCAUGUAUGUGUUGCUGAAGUACUCUUAAUUUCGGCUCAUCUACAAUAAGCUAGCUGCAUGCGUACGUUCGUGCUACCAGUCACGUGCUCUGUGGUGUAACUUGCGUGUGGUACAAUACGGGUCGAGAGUAUUUACGCGUGUA
This is a messenger RNA of Triticum urartu, 967 nucleotides long. RefSeq lists its product as uncharacterized. Lineage: Eukaryota; Viridiplantae; Streptophyta; Magnoliopsida; Poales; Poaceae. The record is from RefSeq and is a predicted model, not a curated record.